UUUAAAUUUCAAGGUUCCCUUUAAAGAAUGCAAACAGUUGUCAAGGGGUUAUUUAUCUGAUCUGCAGCCAGUGAGGCAGGACGUUAGUCAACAUGCGAUGCAAUUUCAAUGGAACUCUGCUGAUCAGUGUGCUGCCGCCAGUGUUAUUCACAGAGUUUUUAUUUGGAGUCCUUGGAAAUGGUUUGGCACUCUGGAUCUUUUGCUUCCACGCGAGGCCCUGGAAGAGCAGCACAGUGUUACUCUUCAACCUGGCAAUGGCGGAUUUUCUGCUCAACAUGGCUUUGCCUUUCCGUGCCAUCUACUACAUCUCAGACAUCCAGUGGAAGUUUGGACACGCUCUGUGCAACAUCUGCCUCUUCAUGUUGGCAAUGAACCGCAGUGGAAGUACCUUCUUCUUGAUGGCUAUCGCUGUGGACAGGUACAUGCGUGUGGUGCAUCCCCAUCAUCCCAUCAACUCUCUGAGUAUCUCCAAAGCCAUGUGUGGUGCACUUGCAAUAUGGUUGCUCACCAUCUCAUUGACAGUUCAUGUCUUCAAUCUGAAACACAUCAACACAACCCGCUGUGAGAGCUUCAUGGUUGAUACUGAAAUGCACCAUAAUCUGAACUGGCACAAGUUUGAGUUUCUCUUUUCCUUCUAUGUGCCUCUGCUCGUGGUUCUCUACUGCACAUUCCACAUUGUUGGCCACCUGCGAAGGAGACAGUUGGCCCAGCAGGCGAAGAUGAAGAAGGCUCUUUGGUUCAUCGUUGUGGUGGCGGUGCUCUUCAUCAUUUGCUACCUCCCAAGCAACAUCGCACAGCUGGUGAUUUGGAUCCAGACCAAACAUCUAGCCAGCAAACUCCCCGAUACUGAAGCUUGCUCUGCUCUGGAAGACCUGACCAUUGUGUUUUUCGUCACCAUUAGCCUGACCUAUUUCAACAGCGUGUUGGAUCCUGCCGUGUACUACUUAUCCAGCCCUACCUUCAAGAACAUCUACAGGAAAGUUCUUCGUCUCUCCCAGGCCGACACUGAUAAAAGCACAGAGAGGAAAACUCGAGAAACAGGCUCCCAGACGCUCAGCCAGCUCUGAUCACACAAUCAAGGAAAGCAUUAAGAUGGAUGCAGCUCCGUAGUUACAAUUUUAAGAUUUCAUGUGUCUUUCAAAAUUGUCAUGGAAGUGCUAGCGAUGUUAUUUGUAACAAGCAGUUAUCCAGUUUAUAUUGAAUGCAAAAAAUGUAUUGCCUUCGGAAAACAUAUGCCAUAGCAACGUUUUUAUUUUUAUCUUGUCCAUAUAUUGACUGCACGUUUCUGAAUAUUUCUUUUGUAUAACAUAUGCUACUGUAAAGCUGUGAAAUCCUUUAUCUACAUAAUAUUUUGUUCAAUUUACAGACAAUUGUCUAAACUCACCAUACAUUCUGUGUUGUUGUUGUGUUACUGAAGACCAAUACAUUAACCAGACAUUGUUUCAAGAAUAAUAUCAGCUUAUGAAUAAAAUAUAAUAUAAAGUGAAAACUAUCAUAAUUAUGGAAACACACAUAUCAACUGUGAUGAUACAAAUGACUCAAGACUUAUAGCUUUCUCUAAGCAGGCAAUCUGUGAUCAUUAUGAUACCAAGUCAUAUUAAUGAUAAUGAUUAUUAAUGAUUUUUUUCCGUUUCAUCUAAA
Molecule: messenger RNA, 1641 nt
Organism: Cyclopterus lumpus (lumpfish)
Lineage: Eukaryota; Metazoa; Chordata; Actinopteri; Perciformes; Cyclopteridae
Product: hydroxycarboxylic acid receptor 3-like
Exons: 1
Coding region: 93-1067 (324 amino acids)
Biological process (GO): G protein-coupled receptor signaling pathway
Cellular component (GO): membrane
Molecular function (GO): G protein-coupled receptor activity
Source: RefSeq, a predicted model, not a curated record